AUGUGCCCUGCUGGAUAUCAUAAAGUCGACUUUGAUCUUUAUCCUGACUUCAAAAAGAAGUGCCAGCCCUGCCAAAGCUGUUUGGAAUCGUCAGAAUGCCAGAAGAAAUGUCCAUUUUCACUUUUUACAAAUUCUUCCACGGCUGCAACCACAUCUGCAUCUGCAUCUGCAUCUGCAUCUACAUCUACAGCUGCAAGAACCAUCAAAUCAAAUCAUCCUGUUGUGGAUCCAUUUCCACGUCACUCGAAUGAAAUGCACGGGCUGAUUCUCGUGGUGGUUCUGGUGAUACUUCUGUUAUUCCUUUGGCUCCUGCUGCUCUUCGCCAGGAGCCCCUUCAGAUAUCCAGACAGUUGUCUCUGCUGGAGCGUGAAUAAAGACCUUCAGCCACCUCUCGAGGACCCCAGAUUCAACGAACAAAGCAGUCAUCAAGGCAGCAGCCCGGACACGCUGACAUUAAACAUAUCUGAGAAUACUCCUAUGAUGACUCUCAGUCAGAGUCCAGCCAUGCCAGAACAUCCAGCCCACAUCAGUCCUCUAGACGCUGAACACAAAGCCGUCAGACAGCAUUCGCAAUCGGAUCAGUGGCCGGCCAUCGUCCUCUAUGCGAUUAUCAAGGAGGUGCCCCUGCGUAGGUGGAAGGAGUUCUUGCGUCUGCUCUCGCUCACUGAUCAGCAGCUGGAGCGGGUGGAGCUGGAGGCCGGUUUGGGUCUGGGCUCCAUAGAGAGGCAGUACCAGAUGCUGAGGCUGUGGAGCCAGUGUUCCUCUGCGAGGCUGAACGACGUCUUCUCUGCCUUGCACUACAUGGAUUUAUCUGGCUGUGCCCAGCUCCUGCAAGAAAGUCUAGAGAAGCUACAGUGGCAGGCCUGAACUGAAGGUUUCACAGCCUGCAGAAGUUACACAGACCAUGGUUUCAAAGGGGCAUCGCAGGACAACUGAGGCUGCACAUGUGAACAUUAAUGUGUUCAACAGCGGAUGCCAGACGUUUCUAACUGUACUACAUGGUGCAACCACAGAAAACUGCAUUUAUGUCACAAAUAACUCAUACUGAGUAAUGUAAAUGUAUAUUGCAAUCAAGCUGAGAGUUAAAUGGCAGUACAGAGCACUGUGGAGAUGCUGAU
Messenger RNA from Anoplopoma fimbria (sablefish), 1118 nucleotides. RefSeq names its product tumor necrosis factor receptor superfamily member 1A. Gene Ontology annotation, molecular function: protein binding. Lineage: Eukaryota; Metazoa; Chordata; Actinopteri; Perciformes; Anoplopomatidae. Gene Ontology annotation, cellular component: plasma membrane. Gene Ontology annotation, biological process: signal transduction. The record is from RefSeq and is a predicted model, not a curated record.